GCUGAGUGGAGGGGUAUGAUGUCAGAGCAGAACACUGAGCGAGUUGGGAGCAGAGCAGCUGUGAGACGUGACCCCCCCUCACUGAGGCCGAAGCUCAAAUCUUUGUCUUUGACUCUGAGACGAGUGCAGAUGAAACAUGGGAUUGUACAAUGAACAAGGAGAGGCCCUGGAGUCCCCGGAGCCCCAGCACAUGCAGAUCACUGAGAGUAAGGGAGGGCCCCCCCAACAGGGCCACAGGUCUAAACCCCUCCACAGACGCCUGGGCAAAACUCCGCCCAAAGACGUCUCAGAUAAUGUGAUGUUCAUGGUGGGGGGAUGGACCCAGGAGGAUCCGUCCUGCCUGGUCGAGCAGUUCUGUCCCGAGUACAACGAGUGGAGAUCAGCAGCACGUAUGGUGAACAGCCGUGGAUCUGUGGCUGUGUGCUCCCUGGAAGGAAAGAUCUACGCUGUGGGUGGAGAAGAUAAAAUCAGAUGUCACAGCAGUGUGGAGAGAUACAGCCCAGACACGGAUAGCUGGAGUACAGACGUAGCACCCUUGAGCAGCCCCCGCAGCGGCGUGUGUCUGGUGGCGAUGGACGGAUACCUGUUUGCUAUUGGAGGACACGAUGGCAUAACGGCUAUGAGCACCGUGGAGAGGUUUGAUCCCGAAAUGAACGCGUGGAGCAAACAGGCCCCGAUGCUGAGCAGACGAGCCCGAGCAGCGGCUGCCGUGCUGGACGGUCACCUGUAUGUGAUCGGGGGGAAUGACGGAGACAUGGCUCUGAGCUCAGUGGAGCGGUACAGUCCAGUAGAUGGUACCUGGUCGAUAUGCGCCCACAUGCGGAGUCCCAGGGAGAACGCCGGAUGCACCGUGUACCUGGGACACAUCUACGUGUCCGGGGGCAGAGACGAGCUCAGCCUGGAGCUGUGUGCUGCUGAGAGGUUCGACUCCGACGCCAUGACGUGGUCCCCGGUGAAAUGCAUGAGGAGCAAGAGGGACAGCAUGUCCCUGGUUGUGUUCAACGGUUCCCUGCUGGCUGUGGGCGGCUCUGAUGGUGUCACCAACCUGAAAACAAUAGAAGUUUACAGCCAUGAAACCAACACUUGGAGACACUUUGGAAGCAUGAAGAGCAAGCAUCCAGGAGGCAGAGUGGCUGUUCUGUGCUGAAACUCCGCAAGCGCUCCUGUUACGUCAACAGGACAGAGGUGUUGGAGAGAGAGAGGGAGUCUAAUGGAUGUAGAUGCGCCGUCAUUGUCCAGGACACAAUGUGAACCGGUUCCAGUAUGAAGGAGCAUAAUGACUGACUAAUUAAAGAGUUCGGUCCAAAAUGAGACGUCCCUGCAUUAGCCGGAGAGCCGGCAUCUACGGCUUUGGGCACUGAGGUGAAGCUUAUUGAAGAAUAAGAGGUUAUCAUUUUCUGUUGUGGGUCUUUGUUGUGUAUCUACAUUAUGAGACACGUUUCUUUUAUAGAGACGAACCGGUGGAGAAUACAGUUCAGGUGCAUUCCCCCACGUGAACAGAGCAAACACAGACUGACAUUUUAUUAGACAAAGAUAAUCAGUGUGAAAUUAAGAAAAAGUGAGCCUGGGGUUUAAAGACCGAGGUUCUCAUUUAUUUUCUCAGUCAGGGACCCACUUUUGUAUAUCUCCCCUGGAAUAAUAUGAUAAAGCCUGUUUUUUACAGUUAAUUGAGAGAACAAGUCAAGAUGUUAAUGUAAAUUAAGUAUAUUAGACAUGUAUUGAGAAUAUUUUCACCAUUUCAACACAGAAAACCCAAAUAUCAUGAUUAUUUUAAAUCUGGAAAUUCUUCAUGGACUGUCACGAACCCCUGUUUGAGAACAACAUGUGUGCCAAAUGUAUAUUUUCUAUUUUAUUGUAUACGUUACGUGAUUGUUUAUACUAUUGUGUAGUGAUGCAGAGAGAUGAAAUGAAGAGUAAAGAUGGAUUUAAUGCAGGUUUUUGGGUGAAAGAAAGUUCAGGAUUUGGAUGCCAGAAUGAUUAUUCUAGGAAAGUAGUGAUUUAAGCUUGGUAUAUUGUACAGGCAGGCUUUGAAGAUGGACGACUUGGGAGGCUGUUGGAAGUGCAACCAGUGAACUAAGUGUUUUAAAGUUCAUUGGGAUAUAUGGAACAGAUGGGUUUUAUGUGAAAUGGCUCCAGUAAGUUUGAGAUAUGUUUGAAUCUUGUAUUUAUUUAUUUAUCUUGGCAAUGCCCAUCCUAAACAUGUAUGACACA
Molecule: messenger RNA, 2211 nt
Organism: Platichthys flesus (European flounder)
Lineage: Eukaryota; Metazoa; Chordata; Actinopteri; Pleuronectiformes; Pleuronectidae
Product: kelch-like protein diablo
Exons: 8
Coding region: 137-1147 (336 amino acids)
Molecular function (GO): protein binding
Source: RefSeq, a predicted model, not a curated record